Eimeria tenella is the source of this 450-nucleotide messenger RNA. RefSeq lists its product as uncharacterized. The transcript has 4 exons. The record is from RefSeq and is a predicted model, not a curated record. NCBI's taxonomy places the organism in Eukaryota, Apicomplexa, Conoidasida, Eucoccidiorida, Eimeriidae. The coding region runs from base 1 to 450 and encodes 149 amino acids.
AUGGGCCCAGGGAGUCUCGGCGUUCCCUUCGAACUCCUGCCAGCCCCAGAAGCCCCAUUUAAACCCCCCAAACCCUCAAACUCUUUUCUCCGGGGCUUUCCAAUUCCUUACAUUUUCCCGGAAGAAGCUGCAGCAGCGGCAGCUCAAGUUUGGCCUGCAGAGGGCCCCGCUGCAGAAGCAGCAACAGGAACUCUCGCCGGACUGCAGCAAAAGAACAUCGAAAGCAAAAAUAUAAAGUAUUCCGAUUCUCCUCCCUACGGGUUUGUGCCCACGGGAAAAGCCUCCAUGUCGAAGCUGCUGCACCUCGCGAGUCCUGCUGCUGCUGCUGCUGCUGCUUCAGGUGUACAGACACCUCAGCAGCCAGCAGCAAAGAGAAGAACCCUCCGGCAGAUCCUGGGGGGUUUCAUGGAAGUUCCAUUUCACGGAGUUGUCAGCGGAAAAAUGCGUUAA